Molecule: messenger RNA, 4345 nt
Organism: Penaeus chinensis
Lineage: Eukaryota; Metazoa; Arthropoda; Malacostraca; Decapoda; Penaeidae
Product: neuroligin-4, X-linked-like
Exons: 10
Coding region: 15-3008 (997 amino acids)
Biological process (GO): presynaptic membrane assembly; neuron cell-cell adhesion; modulation of chemical synaptic transmission
Cellular component (GO): postsynaptic membrane; cell surface; synapse
Molecular function (GO): signaling receptor activity; neurexin family protein binding
Source: RefSeq, a predicted model, not a curated record
GCGUGACUACAACCAUGAGAACGUUCUGGGCCGCGUGGCUGGCGGUGGAGAGCGCCCUGCUGGUGGGCGCGCGCCCCGACCGAGCCUUGAGUCGCGUGGUCAACACCAAGUACGGCAGAGUCCAGGGCUUCAUCCAGCAGCACGCCAGCCACUCGCUGCCGCCCGUCGAGGUCUUCCUGGGCAUCCCGUACGCGUCGCCGCCCAGCGGGGAAGGCCGCUUCACGCCCACCAGCAGCCCGCUGCCGUGGGAGGACGUGCGUAAAUGCCUGGAGACGCCGCCCGUGUGCCCCCAGCCUCCCCUGGACCUCGACCCGAGCCUCGUGCCGCCUCUAAGGGCCGCCCACCUGGCAGCCAUCAAGCCACUCCUCGAAAACCAGAGUGAAGACUGCCUGUACCUCAACAUAUACAGUCCUCAUGACGGAGGCGGGAAGUACCCAGUGAUGGUGUACAUCCACGGGGAAGCCUUUACCUGGGGCUCCGGCAACCUGUACGACGGCGGUGUGCUUGCGUCGUAUGGACAAGUCACCGUCGUCACCAUGAACUACCGUCUUGGACCUUUGGGUUUCCUAAACACGAGUCCCAGCGGCAGUGGGCGGCGGGGCGUGGCGGGCAACCAGGGGCUCCUGGACCAGCUGGCCGCAAUCUCGUGGGUGAGCGAGAACAUCGUGCACUUCGGAGGUGACCCUGAGCGCGUGACCCUGUUCGGACACUCGGCAGGGGCGGCGUGCAUCAACUACCUGGUCGUCUCGCCGGUGGUCGUGCCAGGUCUGUUCCACCGGGUGCUCCUGAUGUCCGGCUCUGCGCUGAGCCCCUGGGCGGAGGUACAGGACGCCCUCUCUGUCACGGCGCGCCUGGCCAAGCUCCUCAACUGCUCCCUGCCGACCAACCUGAGCGACCGGCACCCCGAGACUAUCGCCUGCCUCAGGAACGUGUCGGCGCAGGAGCUGGUCAUGGCAGAGGUGCCGCGGUACAAGUUCAACUCGGCGUUCGGGCCCAGCGUGGACGGCGUGGUGGUGCCCGAGGACUUCAAGACCAGACUCAACAGGGUGCUGAAAGGUCGACAACUCAGUGUAAUGUUCGGGGUCACGGAAGCGGACGGCUACAAUGACCUCUCGAGGAAGCAGGCGGAGGAAGGCCUGGAUGUGCAGGAGAGGAACCGGAUGCUGAGGACCUACGUCAGGAACAAUUACCAUCACCACCUGCAGGAGAUUUACCUAGCCAUCACCAAGGAAUACACGGACUGGAGUAAUCCGGCACAGCAUCCUGUCCAGGUACGAGACCUAACUGCCGAAGCCCUGAGCGACGGGGGUUUCCUGGCGCCCUUGGCUCGCUUCGGGGAAACCAUCAGCGGACGAGCGGACGCCUAUAUGUAUGUCUUUGCGCACCAUGACAAGGACAUGCUGAGAAUGGGCAGCGUGUUCGGUUCGGAGGUUCCACUCGUGUUUGGUUCGCCUUUCAUGGAUGAACCUGGUCCUUGGAGAGGGAAUUAUACGAGACAGGACGCCCUUGUGUCGGAAAUCAUCAUGAGGUAUUGGACUAACUUCGCCAAGACCGGGGACCCCAACUUGCCUGAAGACGUUAAACUUUACUUAAGCCUCAAGGACCGCGGGAGGCAGAGAAACAUGACUUGGGAAACCUACGAUUCCGUGUAUGAAAAAUACCUCGAGAUAAGCUUCCGACCUCGUCAGAAGGACCACUACCGAGCGCACAAGGUCGCCCUCUGGAACUGGCUCAUCCCUGAACUGGAGGAGGCCGGCGCGCAAUACCCUGAGACGGACUCCGAAGCAUGGCACGCCUCCGAAGACCCCAAGCACUUCAUAGGUCCCGUCAGGCCGCUCGACCCAUUCAGGUUCCUGCACACGACGAAGACGCCGGCGACGACGGCGGCGCCGGCGCUGCCGACGCCCAGCGACGAGUACCUCCCUCCGAACGUGAGCGCCGCGCAGGGCAGCCCCGUCAACGGCUCCUCCGAAGUCGUUCCCGCCGGCCAGUUCCUCGACUAUACCACGGCCCUGACGCUGACGGUGGCCAUCGGGCUGUCGCUGCUGGUGCUCAACGCCAUCCUGUUCGCCGCCCUCAUCUACCGACGCGACCGCAACAAUCUCGGGCCCAAGAUGAAGUACGACAGCGCGUCCGCCCAGCCGCUAUGCACGGUGGACAGCGGCGUGCGCUCCGUGUCCACGCACGAGGCGCUGGCGUCGCCCUCCAAGGACGGCAAGUCGGCCUGCAGCGUCGACCUGCAGUGCACCGAGCUGCACACGUUCCCGACGCCGCCCGACAUCGGCGACAGGAACACGGAGGUCACGUUCCACACGAGCAACUCCAUGCACUCGCUACUCUCGCAGCCCACGAGCCAGUUUAUCCCGCCGCCGCCCCUGCUUGCCACCACGCCGCCCACGCCACCCGUGUCCACCCACGCCGACGUGUUGGAGACUGGCGCGUGCGCGGGCGCCCGCUGCUACAGCGACGUGUCCAACGGCCAGUAUCCCGACAUGGUUAACGGCCAGUACCCGGCCGAUGUGACGCAGUAUCCUGGCGAGAGGACGUACCCAGACCAGUAUAGGGUACAGAGCCAGUGCGCAGGCGACCCCCCCUUGCCCGGAUACCCCCCCACGUCGACCUCCUCGUGCCCCUACCCCCCCAACCACCCGCAGUACUGCGGCCAGUACCCCGCCAGCGUGAGCCAGUACUCGUCCUCGACCGACCAGUAUUCCGUUUCCGGAAGCCAGUUCUCAAGUCCGGGCGCGUCCUGCCCGGCGUCCUCGUGCCAGUUCUCGGCGCCCGGAGGCCCGUGUCCCCCUCCGCAGGCGGCGUCCUACUCGGAGGAGCCUCAGGAGGUGAUUCUUCCGAGGACCAAUCGCAGCGCCACGCUCCAGAGAGCUUCCUCCUCCUCCUCCUCCACCUCCUCUAGGAAACCCCAGCCCCCCCCUCGUAACUCGACGCUCCCUUCCUACGCCACCCUCCCGAGACAGAGCUCCAAAGACUCGCUCUCUCAUAUCAACGCCUGAAGGACAAGGACCUCCGGGGAGGGGCUGCAGACGGCGAGAGAGGCCUCAAGGGUGAGCGGAGGUCUCUCUGCGAAGGCGAAGGGUUAGGCAGUUGAGAUGUUCCGUGUGUGGUUUAUGUGAUAAUCAAAGAUCUUUUCGGUGAUGCGGAAGGAAAGAUACCGUAUUUACCCAAUCGUGAAGUGAGAAGAUCUAGACGAAAGACGAGUACACAUGUUCCAGAAUAACUUUUCGUCAAAUCCUAUAAGAUCACUUCAAAAUAAAGUUUAGAGAGAGAGAGAGAGAGAUUGCCGAUUACUGUUUUCUUAAUUGUGUUGUUUUUAUAUCACUUGAUGCUUAUAGUAUUGUAUGGACAAAACGAUUUCAUACGGUGAUUUAAAGAACACUAUAGACGCAUUUAUGUUUAUAUCGGAUGUUAUUUUUUAUUUAUCUAUCUAUUUAUUUAUUAUUUUGAGACUGGAAACACUUAGCAAUAUUAGAGAAAAAAAUAAUAUGUUAGUAAAAUCUAAUUCGGUAUUUUUUCAAUUUGAUUUGGUGUUAGAGAUGUAUAAUUUCGAAAAACAGUCGUGUAAGAAUGAUUUCCUAAAUUUUUUCGUAACUUGAUGUAUCUCGCCGUAUUUUUCAGCCUAAAUGCCGUUUAGAAAACUACAAUUUAUGUCUCACCUGAAAAAAGAGAAAAAAGUUUUGAGGGAUUUAAAAAAAAACAGAUCAUAAGGAACAAGAGGCUGAGAUUACGAACAUUUCGUAAUCACAAACUACGUAAACCUCAGGUUUUCCACUUGAAGUGCAUGAACUCUUCAAGCACACCUUGACACUUUUUCGACCCUCUAAGUUGGGAUUCGGUCCCACAAAUGUGAACCCUUUUUUCUUCUUUAAUUUUUGCCUUCCUCAAAUUACACGACAAUUUCUUAAAUGCUUUACUGAUUUCUAUUGAUGUUUGGCUACUGGUUCCGACUCAUAUGGAAUGCGGAAACCAGUAAGAAUACAUUGUGCUUUGAAUGAUUAUUGUAUUUUUUACGUCAUAUAUGUCAUGUGUAGCCAUGUACAUGAAUCAGAACAAUGAGCAAUUUGAGGAAACAACUUCAAACAAUUUAGUGAAUGGGAAAUUACUAAAUAGAUCACUAAUUACAGCAAGAAUUUCUGCCUGUGAUUGAAAAAAGGAUUCCUUUGUCUGUUGCAGAAAACGACGAACAGCCGAACUUUUAAUCUUAGUGUAAGGAAAAAAAUCUUGCUGUAUGUUAGUUGGACACAUCCUGUGUACACGUGUUUUUUGUGACGACAGGAAAAUGGAAUAGGGAAUAAGUGACAGUAAUACAUGACGACAGUGCAAUACAGAGUUA